Planococcus citri (citrus mealybug) is the source of this 4419-nucleotide messenger RNA. It is a transcript of the gene Tnpo, whose product is annotated as transportin 1. The coding region runs from base 752 to 3451 and encodes 899 amino acids. Gene Ontology annotation, molecular function: small GTPase binding; nuclear import signal receptor activity. The transcript is spliced from 22 exons. Gene Ontology annotation, biological process: protein import into nucleus. Gene Ontology annotation, cellular component: nucleus; cytoplasm. The record is from RefSeq and is a predicted model, not a curated record. Lineage: Eukaryota; Metazoa; Arthropoda; Insecta; Hemiptera; Pseudococcidae.
GGAGUCGUGAGAAUCGCAUGAAUCCGAUUCCGGAAUCGGAUUCCAUUUUCGAUUCACCUGACAGAUGAAUCGAAAAAUGUGAAAUCUGACUCUUUUCAAGCAGGAAUCGCAAAUGUAAUAUGAUUCGCGAUUCCGGUAAUUUGAUUCUCGCGACUCCGAUAUUUCGAUUCUCUCGACUCCGAUAUUACAAUUCUCGCGACUCCUCAUUAGUCAUUACGAUUCUCACGACUCCUCAUCAUUACGAUUCUCUAGACUCUCACAAUGAACGAAAUCACCCAAAUUCAAUUGAAAAGCACAAAUACAAAAAAGUGUAAUUUUCAUAAAUAUUCUUUUAUCUAAUUUUUGCCGGUUGGCGCUGAAAAGUGGUUGUGAAAGUGAAUCUGAAUGAUGAAUUUAGAAUUUAUCAUUGUUUUACUAAUAACAUGGAGUUGUGAUGGGAAUCUGGCUGGAGUCGUGAGAGGAAUCUGGUUGGAGUUGUGAGAGGAUCCUAAGAUGAGUCGUGAGUGGAAUCUGAAUCGGAGUCGCGAAAGGAAUCGGAAUCGAAAAUUACGAUUCGGAUUCGGAUUCCUAUAUCUGGCGAAUCUGAUAAGCGGAAUCGGGACUCAAAAUUUUGUGGAAUCACACCAUUUGGAAUCCGAUUCUCAAGCUCCUGGAAUCGCGCCAACUCUGCUGUAAGUAAUUUCAACAAAAUUUCACAUUAAGGAGAGCCGUCAAGAGGAAUUCUGUCAUAGGUAUUUCGGUUAAGAACAAUAUGAAAAUGUCUUGGCAGCCGCAAGAAGAAGGUCUCCGACAAAUUUUACAACUUCUGAAAGAAUCUCAAUCCCCAGAUACAGCUAUUCAGCGAGCUGUCCAACAAAAAAUGGAAGAACUUAAUAACUAUCCCGACUUCAAUAAUUACCUAAUAUUUGUUUUGACAAAACUUACUUCAGAAGACGAACCUACCAGGUCAUUAAGUGGACUCAUUCUGAAAAAUAAUGUAAAAACGCAUUACCACGAAUUAGUGCCAGCUGUAAUACAAUUUAUCAAAUCCGAAUGUUUAUCCGCUAUUGGAGAUCCUUCUCCAUUGAUAAGAGCUACCGUGGGUAUCCUAAUUACGACGAUAUCUUCGCGAGGUGAACUCACUUCUUGGCCCGAACUGCUACCAACAUUAUGUAAUAUGCUCGACUCCAACGAUUACAACGUUUGCGAAGGUGCUUUCGGAGCAUUGCAUAAAAUCUGCGAAGAUUCAGCCGAAGUUCUUGAUAGUGAUGCAUUUGGAUCAGAAAGACCUCUCGAUGUUUUGAUUCCCAAAUUUUUACAAUUCUUCAAACAUAAUAGUCCUAAAAUAAGAUCUCAUGCUAUAGGUUGUGUAAAUCAGUUUAUCGUGAGUAGGACCCAAGCACUUAUGAUGCACAUCGACGGCUUUUUAGAGAGUUUAUUCCAUUUAGCAUCCGAUGAUGAUCCUGAAGUUAGAAAGAAUGUCUGUCGAGCCCUAGUAAUGUUAUUAGAAGUUAGAAUCGACCGUCUAGUGCCACAUUUAAAUCAUAUAAUCGAAUACAUGCUGAUACGUACUCAAGACCCGGACGAGAGUGUAGCGUUAGAAGCUUGUGAAUUUUGGUUGUCUUUGGCAGAACAAGAUGUAUGUCGUGAAGUACUGCCUCAACAUCUGGCCAGAUUGAUACCCACACUAGUUCGAGGAAUGAAGUACUCCGAAAUCGACAUUAUUCUACUCAAGGGCGAUGUUGAAGAAGAUGAAAUGGUACCCGAUCGAGACGAAGAUAUUCGACCUCGUUUUCAUAAAUCUAGAAACGUUCGACAUACUCAAGAUGGUGUCGAUGCGAACGCAGGAUGUGAAAAUGGGAGCAUUGAAGAAGAAGAAGACGAUUGUUUGGAUGAUGACAGUUCUCUGUCCGAUUGGAAUCUUCGUAAAUGUAGCGCAGCAGCUCUUGACGUAUUGGCGAACGUAUUCAGAGAUCAAUUACUGCCAGUAUUACUGCCAAUUCUACGCGAAACUUUGUUUCAUCAAGAGUGGGACAUUAAGGAGUCCGGUAUAUUGGCGUUGGGAGCUAUAGCUGAAGGUUGUAUGACUGGAAUGAUUCCUCAUUUGAAUGAACUAAUACCUUAUUUGAUUGCUUGCCUGUCGGAUAAGAAAGCUUUAGUUCGUUCUAUAACUUGCUGGACAUUAUCUAGAUACUCGCAUUGGGUAGUGGGCCAGCCUCACGAAUUAUACCUAAAACCUUUAAUGGACGAACUACUGAAACGAAUAUUAGAUCCUAAUAAGAGAGUUCAAGAAGCAGCCUGCUCGGCAUUUGCUACUCUGGAAGAAGAAGCUUGCACAGAACUAGUACCUUAUUUGGGAUACAUUUUACAAACUUUGGUUUUCGCAUUUACCAAGUAUCAGCAUAAAAAUUUAUUGAUUUUGUACGAUGCCAUUGGAACUUUAGCCGAUUCAGUUGGUCAUCAUUUGAACAAACCUGAUUACAUCAGUUUAUUAAUGCCUCCUUUAAUUCAAAAGUGGAAUUAUUUGAAAGACGAAGAUAAAGAUUUAUUUCCUUUACUAGAGUGCUUGUCCAGCGUAGCUACUGCUUUACAAUCUGGCUUCUUACCAUAUUGCGAGCCAGUCUUCAAGAGAUGCGUAUCGCUAAUCGAACAAACUAUUAAUAAAACUCAAGGUUUUAAUCAAAAUCCCGAUCGAUUCGAAGCGCCAGAUAAAGACUUCAUGAUCGUAGCCUUAGACCUUCUUUCUGGUUUGGCGGAAGGUCUCGACGGACAUAUAGAAAAAUUAUUGGUGAAUUCGAAUAUGAUGCAGUUGUUGUAUCAGUGUAUGCAAGAUAAUAUGCCUGAAGUGAAACAGAGUUCGUUUGCAUUACUAGGAGACCUUACGAAAGCCUGUUUCCAACAUGUCAAACCGUGUACACCUCAAUUCAUGCCAAUUCUCGGACGAAAUCUGAAUCCUGAUUCGAUUUCGGUUUGUAAUAAUGCCACUUGGGCCAUCGGAGAAAUAUCGGUGAAAUUAGGCGAAGAAAUGAGAGAAUAUAUUCCGUUGAUUUUGAAUCAGUUGGUGAUGAUUAUAAAUCGCCCCAACACUCCUAAAACGUUACUCGAAAAUACAGCCAUAACAAUUGGCCGACUAGGUUUAGUAUGUCCUCAUGAUGUUGCUUUCGUGUUGCCUCAGUUUGUACGGCCAUGGUGCGCCUCUUUACGAAAUAUUAGAGAUAACGAAGAAAAAGAUAGCGCCUUCCGUGGAAUGUGUCAUAUGAUAACGGUGAAUCCAGGUGGUGUCGUUCAAGAUUUCAUAUUCUUUUGCGAUGCGGUCGCUUCUUGGAUAAAUCCGAAACCAGAAUUGAAAGAAAUGUUCCAUAAGAUUUUGCACGGGUUCAAAGAUCAAGUCGGAGAAGAAAAUUGGAAGCAGUUUUCUGAUCAAUUUCCGGAACAGUUGCAGGAGCGUUUGUCUUCUGCAUACGGAGUGUGAACGUAGCUCUGCUGGGAAUGGUGUGGCGAAAUGUGGGUGAAACCUUCGUCGCAUCUAGCGGGGUUCAAUAUUUUUUUUUACUUGAUUCUCUCUGAUAAAGGAGGGUGGAAGGGAGGGGACAAGCCCUUUUAAAGUUACACACAAACACGAUUUGUCGUUGGACAUAACUUUUUUUUCAACCGGUAAAUUCUCCACCUUUACCGAUACUCAUUAAUCAGAUGUUUUUAUUUUUCAUUUUUAUUAUACGCGCUGGAAAGAACGUAUGAAAUUAAUUUAUUUUUUGAUUUAACGUGAAGACUUCGAAUUAUGAGAUUGUAUUACCGCGAAACUUUGUUAUCUUUAUUUUUAUUUAGAAAAUCAUAGUUUUUUUGUCCAUCUUUUUAUUUUUUAUUUUUAUUUUUUUUCCUUUUUCAUCCCUUGUUGUUAUAUUUGUUUUUUCCUGUUUUUUUUUUGUUUUUUUUUCCUUUAAAGAAACGAUUUACAUGUUUGUCCAAUUUUGGGUCCUAAGUAUAAUUAUCAUAGAUUUUAUUAAUAUUAUUAAUGACGAUACGACGGUCUUUCUUAAUAUUUUAUUUGUAUCGCUUUCUAUCCAUGAUCCAACAUCGUACAUUAUUUGAAUAUUUCACAAUUUUAUGUUUAUCUUUAAUUGUAUGAUCAUUAUAACUUUCUUACUAUCGUUUUUAUUGUAAUUAAUUAUUUAUUUAAUGUUAUAAAUAAUCACAACAAAAUUGCCGCUUUUAAUCGCUUUUCGAUAGAGAUGUAUCUACCAAAUAUUUUGAAUUGUGAACGAUUUCAUAUUUUAUUUUUGUUGUUGAAAAAUUGUAAAGUUUCUUUUACCUAUUUUUUUCUUUUUUUUUUUUAAAUCCGUCAUACCUGUUUUUUUUUAUUUGUUUAAUAUAAAAUUAGCUAAUUUCAUUCCUUAAAUUAUAGGUGUUUUGAGAAAAAUAAAUUCGCAUUACUAUUUUUGA